AUCUCCGAUUAUUGAUUUUUUGUAUCGAAGCCCUUUUGUCUCUUGUCUGAAAUCAAUCUGAAAAAAGAAGAACUGGAAUCGCCGUAAAGUGGAAUUUUUUUGGUUAGAUUGUAUAAAAGGGCGUGAUUAAGGAAGAAGAAGAAGAAGAUAAAAAGGGGAUUUUUUGGUUGUUGUAAUCUGGGAAAGUUUGGGACUUUGUAUCGAUCUCAGAUGGUGAAAAGACCAAGUCUCAGUUUGAAAACUUGAUGAAUUCUGGUGUUGAGAAUUAGAAACUAUGUGGAAACAGAUUCUAAGUAAGCUUCCCAACAAAAAGUCUUCAAAGCACGAACAUCGUGGUGGACGUGAACACGGUGGCCAUUCUUCUUCAUCUUCUCAUACUUCUGGUGCCUCUACUUCGAAAAACAGUGAUAAUGGUACCGGGAAAUCAGGGAAUUCGCAUGCUAAGAACGCUUCAGCUGGUGGAAAAUCGGCUGCUUCUGACUCGGGUUAUAAAGAUGGGAAUCUAAAGAAUAGUGGGAACAACAACAACAACAGCAACAACAACAACAACGGAGUCUUUACUCCUUAUGAAGCAUUGCCGAGUUUUAAAGAUGUUCCAAACACGGAAAAGCAAAACUUGUUCAUAAAGAAGUUGAACUUGUGCCGUGUAGUGUUUGAUUUCACAGAUCCUACAAAGAAUAUCAAGGAAAAAGAGAUUAAGAGGCAGACAUUACUGGAGCUUGUGGACUAUGUGAAUUCUCCGAAUGGAAAGUUUAGCGAAGUGGGUAUCCAAGAAGUCGUUCGAAUGGUCUCUGCUAACAUAUUUAGAACGUUAAAUCCUCAACCACGGGAAAAUAAAGUUAUUGAUGCCUUAGACCUGGAGGAGGAAGAACCUUCCAUGGAUCUUGCGUGGCCUCACUUGCAGCUUGUGUAUGAGCUUUUCUUGAGGUUUGUUGCUUCGCCUGAAACUGACACUAAGUUGGCGAAGAGAUAUAUAGAUCAAUCUUUUGUCUUGCGGUUACUCGAUUUAUUUGAUUCAGAGGAUCCUAGAGAAAGAGAUUGUCUGAAAACCAUUCUCCAUCGGAUCUAUGGUAAAUUUAUGGUACACCGACCUUUCAUCAGGAAAUCCAUAAACAACAUCUUCUAUAGGUUUGUUUUCGAAACAGAGAAACAUAACGGGAUUGCUGAGUUUCUUGAAAUCUUGGGUAGUAUCAUCAAUGGAUUUGCUCUUCCCUUGAAAGACGAGCACAAAGUGUUUCUUGUCCGUGUUUUGAUACCUCUCCACAAACCAAAAUGUUUGCAAAUGUAUCAGCAACAAUUGUCUUAUUGUAUCACACAGUUUGUGGAAAAGGAUUGCAAACUUGCUGAUACAGUUAUAAGAGGAUUGUUGAAAUAUUGGCCCGUGACAAAUAGUUCCAAAGAAGUCAUGUUUCUGAAUGAGUUGGAGGAAGUACUCGAAGCAACUCAGCCACCAGAAUUUCAACGGUGCAUGGUACCACUGUUUCGCCAAAUAGCCCGAUGUUUGAACAGUCUGCAUUUUCAGGUUGCAGAGAGAGCUUUAUUCUUAUGGAACAACAAUCACAUUGAGAAUCUGAUAAUGCAGAACCGUAAAGUCAUUCUUCCAAUUAUAUUCCCUGCGCUGGAGAGAAAUGCACAGAAACAUUGGAACCAAGCUGUUCAUAGCUUGACACUAAACGUGCGAAAGAUAUUUCAUGACCUUGACCCUGAGUUGUUCAAAGAAUGCCUUGCUAAGUUCAAGGAAGAUGAAUCAAAAGCAGCUGAAAUCGAAGCAAAACGUGAAGCCACUUGGAAACGAUUGGAAGAACUCGGUGUGCGAAAGGCUUCAUAAAGUUAGAGCUGUAGACAAGAGAGAGAGCUUCUGUGUCUUAUAUCGGAAUUGGCAUGUUCUUCAGAUACAUACUUGAGAAGAGAAAAGUUUCAUAUUGGUCUCUUCGUUUGAAACGAAAGGAAACUCAAACAUGUAAGAUUGUUCCCGUUUUGAUUUCCAUUAUUUUUAUUUCUUGUUAAUGGGUUUAUUUUUGCUACAUUGUAUGAUGAUCUCUUGUUCCACUUUCUUGAGACUUGUCUGAUUCAUUUCAUCUUCUGCUUUGAUGAUACCUGCAAAAAUUGCAGCUAUAGGAUUUGCCUCUCUAAAAGAUUCAGUAUGUUGGUUGUUGUAUUAAAUAUUCUUCCUUUUG
Messenger RNA from Arabidopsis arenosa, 2177 nucleotides. Lineage: Eukaryota; Viridiplantae; Streptophyta; Magnoliopsida; Brassicales; Brassicaceae. The record is from the annotation of a GenBank genome assembly.